GACUUGAUCAGCAGUGGGUGUAAAAGGAAACCGGUCUCGCUCCUGGCUGGAGAUGACUCGGUCGAAUAGGCGUGGUCUGCGAGGGAGGACCGCACCUCCGAGGCUCCGCCAAUCCGAGAGGAAGCCGGCUUCCCCCCUGAAACCAGAUGGCCGUGGCUAUAUAGCUUGAGGAGGCAGCUGAUGCAACACUGGUCCGAGAUAACACAAGCAUCAAGCCAAAGCUGAAGACAAGAGGAUCAGCUCAGAAGAGGAAGACACAUCUUAGUCCUCAACGAGAGAUUAACACAGGACUGUCUGCUGCUCUUAUUCCUAAAGAAAAACGCCGGUGAGUAAACUGCUUCCGUCUGAUUUCCUGGUUUAAUUCAUUCGGAUUAAAAGAAUAAAUGGGUUUUUAAUUAAUCUGUAAUCCAAUACAUCAACAUAGAUGAGGUUAAAUGAUUGUAAUGCGAACAAGUGCUUUAAUUCAAAUGUAUUUGUGUCAUUGAAUUACCAUGUGCUCUCUGUAGUAGCCUACAAUUUACCAGCGCUUGAGCUCAUGUUAAACCGCAUGUAGUCUAUCUGUGAAGUUAGGACCGCUUCCGUCUUUCUUCCUUCCUCUUUUAUCGGUGAAAUUAGUCUGCCAGAGCGGCUGUUACGCUUCAGUUUCGGGCUCUUUGCCAGGGUAACUUCACUCAAUCUCACUGGCCAAGUUUCAUUUGUCUGCCUGGCUGACUGAAUCUCAAAGACCCCUCAAUUAAAAAAAAUCAUAUUUAGUCUCAGCAGGAUGUUGGCUAUAAUGAGUCAUUCUGAAAAUGUGUCAAGCUCCUCAGCUGCUCAUUGGCUAGCGGUUGUGCGUGGAGACGCUGCCGCGCUAAAUGGAGACCAGCGGCACUUGAGCUAACGACAGGUCUUAAAGAUGCACCAUGACGCGCAGCGCUGGGUCCAAAAAGGAUAUGGGGGGUGAAGGGGAGGGGAGGGGGAACUUUCCCUGUUACACAACUUGCUUACACUUUGUGCACAUGAAACGUGUUGGCACAACAACAGUAGAGGACUGCACAUGUUGAAGGGGGGAGCAGAAGGUCAUGAAGCGAGUGCAAGAGCUUGCUGACCUCCACGCGCAAAAUAGUGCACGACCUGAACUUUUGGUUAUUAAUCAGGCGUUCAACGACAUUAAAUUAAUUUUUUAAGUGUUUUAAUGUCAAUUGUCUUUGCUGGUAACAAUUUAUUUGAAUGUGUUCAAGACUAAGGUUAGAGUAUUUUUUUUACAAAGAAGUUCCAAAAAUACUCUUAAACCGAUCAGGAUGAUUGUGGCCCCGGUCUUGGCACUGUUUUUUCCUCCUACUGUACGCCCUCUCUUCCUGAUUGGCUCUUGGUGAAGGCAGGGCAGUAUAAAUACCUUCAAGUUACUCUCCUCCUUCCUUUUUUGGGAAGAUCGCUUCGCUGUUGGUAAGUGCAAAUACUUUUGAAAGUGAUGCCUUGUGCAAAAUGUGGAGAGGGCUCAGCCAUGAACCGAGACUUUCUACGCACGCAGGCCGUUUCCAUUCAACUCAACUCGCUGAGCUGUUAGGCACUUAAGGUGAUUUUACGCGUGAGAGCUGCUUUGACCGUGUUGACUUUGGCAUCUGUCGUGUUUAUUUACGUCUCAUCAAUGAAAUGCACGUUCAGAUUUAAAGGACACACUUGAAAUAAUGUCGCGCUUAGUUAGUUAAAGUUACCUAACUCAGUGAACUCGUUGGACUGCUGGCGUUGCUAUGCGCUUGGCUGCUCUGUUGCGCCUUUUUGGAAACAAUAGCCUAUCAUUUGCAUUUGAGUGUAGCUGAUAUCUCCACCCUGCUGGCAUAAGUCUCCCCCAUCUCAGUUUUUCUUGUUUCUUUUUUGGGAGAAGUGCCUUUGCAGCAAGUUUUCACCGUGUUUCUUGCAAAUAUUUUUGACUGGGCUCUUAAACGAACAUCUCCCUCAGUACAAGUUUUGGCUAGACCUCUGAAUCUGUCUGUCCCUGGGCGCCUGCAGUCUGGAGAGGAGCCCAAACCUCUUGACACAGAAUUUCAUGAGCUAGCCAAAAAAAAAAAAAAAAAAAAGAGCCGAAAGAGGCCACCAGUUGAUGGCCGUCUGAGACACCAAAAUUCUUUUGGCUCAUUAUCUCUCUCAAAGUUAAUUACACUACCGAGGCUUCAAAAAUGAGGAGAAUUUUUCUGCUCCUUUAUUCUCCCUCAAGCAAAAUUUUGCAACUGUAAGGUGAAUAUUUAUGCAAAAGUCUCGACACAUUCCUCUUCCUCUUCACAGGUACCAGCAUGCCUGUCAUCAGAAGCCUCAGCAAGGUGGCCCAGCAGGCCCUGCUCAGCAGCCCGGGGUGCGGGUGCCAGCCCCUUACAGUGGCUGUGCGCAACAUCAGCUUCUCCCCUCGCCAGGUGACGUCUGAUGCCAGCUUCCACUCUGUGUCCUUCUCUGAAACAGACCACCCCAAGGUGCUCAUUACAGGUAUGCAGCUUUUUAUUCGUUCAUUUGAACAGCAGCGUUAACUUUAUUUUCAUCUUACUGGGGAAAUGGGUUGAGUUGCAGCACUUUCAACAAGUUAAGCAAAGAUGAUGGUGAACAACAGAGCGUAGGUGGUCAAUGUUCUGACCUUUUUUCUUAUGGCCCACUCUUCUUCUUAGCUAUCUUAGUCUCCAUGGAAACCAGCACGGAUGAUUAGUAUGCCCUGCUGAUUUAAUGCAUGCAGCAUCCUCUGACAUCCUCUCAUUUUGUCUCCUGUAUGAUGUAGGUGGCCUGGGUCAGCUUGGAGUUGGACUUGCAAAAUUGUUGAGGUAAGAUUUCAAAAUUUUCACCUCAUUUCCUCUGCAUGGUUUCUGUGUUGAAAGUUGCACUCUCAUUCAGAGUUGUGAAACAUUGACUUCCUGCUUUACAGGAAGAGGUUUGGAAAGAAUAACGUCAUCCUGUCCGACAUCAGAAAACCUCCAAGCAACGUUUUCCACAGUGGUGAGUCAACUCAGAUGCUCUGACAUGUUAGAAGGGAGCUCAGAUUGAGACAACGUGGCAGUCUCUAGUGUGGGAAGAUGUAGAAGUGGAUAAAACUGCAGUCCCUGAAGUGUGAGGAUAAAGCUGUUAAGAAAUCUGCAUUAGGCCUUUUUUAACCUAACAGCAAUAAUUAAUGUGUUUGGGAAAAAAAGUUUGGUCCAUAUAGCUCAUCCUCUUUGGUUUUGAUUACAUGACAGUGAAAAGUUUGCCAAAUUGGGGGUGUGGUGAGUUGACAGUAAUGUGGGUGUGUUUGCCAGGAGGCUUAAAGCCUCCCUUUGCUCCACCUUUUUGCCUCUGGCUAAGUUGCUGUUAUCUUUUGACUUUGUUACGCCUUCUCUAGAAACCAAUGGGUGACAUUAUUUAGACUUCAGCUUUGAUUUACACAAUCAUUGAUCCAGACCAGCUCAAGACUUAUUAAGCGAGUGAUGAUUGCUUUGUGGCUCACAUUUAAUUUGUCUUAUUUAAUCCAGUAAUCAUAACAUGGUCAAAACCAGUAAAAGGAUGAGUUCAAAUAGGGAGCCAUGUAUUGACGUAUAAUUGUCGUCAUAUUUGUCCAGACUGAGUUUCAUAACAUCAAAAAUGUUGAUUCAUCUGGUGAUCGUAGCAAUGACUAACAAGUAACCUGCAACAACAGGUGGCUUGUUACUUGACUGCCAAAAACGGCCUGUCCAACAAGUCUGUUUGUGAAAUUGAUUUUUUGUUCCUCACGAUCAAUAGAAAGUCACACUUUUACGCAAAAGGGAUGUUUGUCAAUGACCCACAAUCAAUAUUUGACACAUGGGGACUUUGUCCAGAGCUGUGAUGAAUGCAGCUCUUACUGUCUCUGACCUGUCAACAGUAAUAAACUGACCCUUUAAACCAAGGACAUGCUAAGGAUGAACAGGAAAAACACAAAUCAGGAGCUGGAGAGAGAGCAAAGAGACAGAGCAGGAUAGACAAGCACUUACCAAAGUGAUAAAAAGCUCCUCCACAAAGUCUUCAAUCCAUUUUUUUUUCUUCCAGGCCCUUUCAUCUACUCAGACAUCCUGGACUACAAGAACCUGCGGGAAAUCGUUGUGAACAACCGCAUCACUUGGCUGGUUCACUACAGCGCCCUCCUCAGCGCUGUUGGAGAGGCUAACGUAGCCCUGGCUCGUUCUGUUAACAUCACCGGUAAGUAACUCGAUCUCAAUCUUCAGUGUCCAAUCAGGACAGUGACAAGAAUGUGGCGUCUCAACAUUGUGGGUUUGUUUUUUGUUUUUUUAGGCCUUCACAACAUCUUGGACAUCGCAGCUGAGCACGGCCUGCGUCUGUUUGUCCCCAGCACCAUCGGCGCCUUUGGGCCGACUUCUCCCCGCAACCCAACACCAGAUCUGUGCGUACAGAGACCUCGCACCAUCUAUGGCGUCUCCAAAGUGCACGCUGAACUCAUGGGAGAGGUAAACUCUAUUUUGCCUGAACCAUGCACUCUUUUUACUCUGAUCCUUGUAUCUUCUCAAAGCAUGACUUGAAACUAAACUUUGUUUUUGUUCCUACUCAGUACUACCACCAUCGUUACGGCCUGGACUUCCGCUGUCUCCGCUACCCAGGAAUCAUCUCUGCUGACUCCAUGCCCGGAGGUGGCACGACAGGUGAGAGGGAUGAAAUUGAAACUGUAUACAUGGUCUCAGUUUAAAUGGUCUAUUCCUGCACUGAAGCAGUAAUGUCACAACUACUUGCAUAACUGACUUAUCUAACAGAGGUGAUAUGACUUGGCUUUAUUUUUAGGCUGACUGAUAGCUUGGUGUGCCAUCUCUAUAUUUUCACAUGUCUGAACAGUUCCAACACCUGAAACUGUUAUCAGUGUUUUGUAAUAGUUUGAAUAUUAUUUCAGAAGCCAUAACUUCUGCAUUUAUGCACCUGAACUAGAUUCUUCAUAAUGAAUCAGCAGUUUCUUUAGGAUCAUUUCUUCAUUAUGUUUUUUUUUUGUUUGUUUCCAACCAGACUAUGCCGUCCAGAUUUUCCAUGAUGCACUCAAAACAGGCAAGUUUGAAUGCAACUUGAGACCCGACACGCGGCUGCCCAUGAUGUACAUCGACGACUGUCUGCGCGCUACACUGGAAGUGAUGGAGGCUCCUGCUGACUCACUGAGCAUGAGGACCUACAACAUCAAUGCCAUGAGCUUCACCCCUGAGGAGCUGGCACAAGAACUGCAGAAACAGAUGCCUGAGCUGGAGGUCACAUAUGACAUUGACCACGUACGACAGGCUAUCGGUAAGUCCGAAUUUAAAGCUCUUGUGAGGGCUUUAAGGAGUUCAAGAAAUGAGCCAAAAUUAAUGAUGAUGCAUCUUUGUGUACUGUAAAAGCAAACUAGACCAUAAGCAAAACUAUUUAGCUACUCAUUCAAAAUAAAAGUAUCUAGUUUUAUUUGGUCAAGAAUGGCCUUCAUGAACUUUAAGACCAAAUAAAGUUAUAGUGUGUCAAAGUGUGUUAAAUAUUGCGGAAGUAGGUUUACCUUUACCCCCUUCUCUGAAAACUUUUAAGGUCAGGCUUUAAUGUAGAGAGUCUGAUUUAGCUUGUAAAACCAGCCUUGUUAGCCUCCUACGGGGAGCACAAUUAUCAAGAGGGUCUGAAUCAAAACCAGCAUGACUUUAUUUCAACCCUAACCCUGGUCCCUCUUAUCUGUUUCCAGCUGACAGUUGGCCAAUGAACUUCGACGACUCCAACGCCCGGAACGACUGGGGCUGGAAGCACGACUACGACCUGCCAGAGCUCAUCCAGACAAUGCUCAACUUCUUGUGUUCAGAGUCACUAAUGGCUCGCGCUAACUGAGGCUGCACAGCAUCCACAGUGUUGUUUGCUUAGUAUUCUUUGUACAUAAUGUAAAGACUGACCAAAGAGAAUAGAGAAACCUGGUCUGUACAUAGUCGUUCUCUCACUUCUCUGUCGAUUCAGAAGGGCUGUGCUUGCCUGGCACAAGGCUUCCCUGUCUCCAGAAUGUACAAGGUCAGUGCGGGCUAGACAAUCCUCCCGCUCCUGUCCUUCCCCCCCCUGCUUUUCCUUUUAGUUUGGUAAGACUUAUGAAAGGUUGUCAGCAGAAUCAGGUAUUACAACAUGGCCUGUGAGAACUUGUUUAUAUGGAUAUGGAUGACUUGCAUGAUGAACUACGCAAAAUUUUGCAAUGUUUUUUUUUUUUUUUUUGGCAUAAAUUGGCCAACUAAGAAUGUUGCAUUAUGUCACUGAGUGUAUCUACCUUUUUUUCUCUUUGAAGAUCUGGCAAGGUUUUGUUUUUUUAUCAGAAUUUUGGAGGAUUUUCAUGAUUCAGGUUUUCAGGGCCUUAAAAAAAUCUAGGCAAAAAUCAAGUUUCUUUGGCUAGAGGAGUGUUCAAUUACACAUUAUGUGUCCUUUGAUGCACUUUAGACACAUUUUAUCAUGAAAUGAAAAUAAAUGGGCCGAAUCAUCUGCAGGGGCGGUUUCUGAUACAGUAUAUCUGUAUUGUUCGAGCAGCACAGAGCGAUAAUUCAUGAGAAUUGUUCUUCUGUUUAUUCCACGUUUCGUUAUUUAUUCUGUCUGUCGGUGUUAAACAUGUGGGUGCUUCAGCAAGUGAAGGCAUUUCUUAACACUCUUUGUUUUCUAAGUGUUCCUGUCCACUUUGAUGAUAUUUUAUUUGUUUUUCAUCAGUUAUGGGGAGUUUUUGACACAAAGGAAAAUGUGACACUGUAUGCCACACUUCCAUUCGGCCACGUGGUGGUUUCUUUCUGUAUUUCAGCGUUUUGUAAAAGAAAAGCUGGAAGAAGUUUCUAUGUGAAUGUCUUGGCAGGAUCUGUCUGUUCCUUCAAUCACACAAUGAGCUUUGACAAUAAAAGCAGUUUUCCAAAUACCGCUGCAUGUUUUUUUUUUUUUU
This is a messenger RNA of Xyrichtys novacula (pearly razorfish), 6856 nucleotides long. Lineage: Eukaryota; Metazoa; Chordata; Actinopteri; Labriformes; Labridae. The record is from the annotation of a GenBank genome assembly.